Gasterosteus aculeatus aculeatus (three-spined stickleback) is the source of this 3579-nucleotide messenger RNA. The record is from RefSeq and is a predicted model, not a curated record. NCBI's taxonomy places the organism in Eukaryota, Metazoa, Chordata, Actinopteri, Perciformes, Gasterosteidae.
GAGACUGCAGCGGCGACGCGAACCGGACAAACCGAAAAGGAGACGCGCAAAUCUGGAAGAGUAACAUCACCGCGGAAGGCAUCUAUUAACCGGUUGUUCUGCAUGUUUUUUUGAGGGGGGGGAGGUCGCGUCCCGCUUCCACGUCGCCGCUGCGCAGAUUUCCUUUUUUUCUCUGGAGGUGCCGGGAAGUCGACGGGGAGCUUUUGGAGUCGGACCCGGCGAUGGGUGAAGUAGUCCCGGCGCGGAUCGCGGUGCGUGCGUCCGAGCAGAGGAACCCGGGCAGCGGGUCGACGGCACCGCGCAGAGCCUCCUGCGGACUUUAAAAACAACAACAACAACAACAACAACAACGACAACACGAUGCCGGCACGCGGAUCGUGAGCGGCGCGUCGGUGGCACUGAAUCCAAUGAGAGACGGCGCAAACCGGCGUCCGCUGCCAUCAGAGAGACGAACGUGGAGCUCCGCAGAGCGUCGGCGGUGAACGACACGCCGAGUGGACCCCAUGUGGAGCCCCGCGGCGCUGGCGUGGAGCGCGGCUCUGUGCUGCGUGCUGCUGGAGACCUGCGUGACCCCCGCCGGAGGUCUUAACCUGUGUAUGAGCGGCAGCGCUACUUCCUGUGAAGAAUGUCUCCUGAUUCACCCCAGAUGUGCCUGGUGCGCACAAGAGGUACGGACUUUCGGGAGGGGCCGGUCUCUGCCGUCCCGCUGCGACUUCAGCCAGAACCUGGAGAGGAGGGGCUGCGAUGUGCGGCUCAUCGAGUCCCCCACCAGCAGCGUCUCGGUCCUGCAGGACCGGCCUCUGAGCUCCAAAGGCUCCGGGUCGUCCCAGUACGACGUGGUGCAGAUCAGGCCUCAGAAGAUCUCCGUCAGCCUGCGGCCGGGAGACCAGACGCGGUUCGGGGUGCAGGUGCGGCAGGUGGAGGACUACCCGGUGGACCUCUACUACCUGAUGGACCUGUCUCUUUCCAUGAAAGACGACCUGGACACCAUCCGUAACUUGGGCACCAAGCUGGCCCUGGAGAUGGGAAAGCUCACCAGCAACUUCAGGCUGGGCUUCGGCUCCUUUGUGGACAAGAACAUGUCCCCCUUCUCCUACACGGCGCCCAAGUACCAGGAGAACCCGUGCAAUGGGUUCAAACUGUUCCCCAACUGCGUCCCCACCUUCGGUUUCCGCCACAUCGUCUCGCUGACGGACAAAGUGGACCGCUUCAACGAGGAGGUGCAGAAGCAGAUGGUGUCUCGCAACCGGGACGCGCCGGAGGGCGGGUUCGACGCCAUUCUGCAGGCCGCUGUUUGCAAGGAGGAGAUCGGGUGGAGGAAGGAGGCCUACCACCUGCUGGUGUUCGCCACCGACGACGUGCCCCACCUGGCUCUGGACGGCCGGCUGGGGGGCCUCGUCCGGCCCCACGACGGGCGCUGUCACCUCGACGACCGCAACGAGUACAGCGCUUCCACCGAGAUGGACUACCCGUCUCUGGCUCUGCUGGGGGAGAAGCUGGCGGAAAACAACAUCUUCCUCAUCUUCGCGGUCACCAAACGUCUCUACGUUAUUUACAAGAAUUUCACAGCACUCAUUCCUGGAACCACGGUGGAGAUCCUGGACCAGGACUCCAAGAAUGUGAUCCAGCUGAUCGUCGCGGCCUACAAUAACAUCCGCUCCAAGGUGGAGCUGUCGGUGUGGGACCACCCGGAGGACAUCGGCCUUUCCUUCACCGCCACCUGCCAGGACGGAGAGCCGCUGCCGGGCCUCCGGAAGUGCGGCGACCUGAAGAUCGGAGACACGGUGUCGUUCGACGUGAGAGUGGAGGCGCGAAGCUGCCCCCCCCGCGGCGCCAACCGCAGCUUCACCAUCAAGCCGGUGGGGUUCAAAGACCGCCUGGAGGUGGCCGUGGAGUAUCAGUGCGACUGCGGCUGCAGCCGGACGGCGCAAAGCAACAGCAGCGCCUGCAGCGCCACAGGGACUUACAACUGCGGGACCUGCCACUGCGAGCCGGGCUACCUGGGCGCCCGCUGCGAGUGCCAGGAGGGCGAGGCCGCCAGCGUGCACUUCAGCGCCUGCCGGGAGGCCGAGGGCAAGCAGAUGUGCAGCGGGCGAGGGGAGUGCAGCUGCAACCAGUGCCUCUGCUACGAGUCGGAGUUCGGCAAGAUCUACGGCAGCUACUGCGAGUGCGACGACUUCUCCUGCGCCCGGCACAAAGGCGUCCUCUGCUCAGGUCACGGAGAAUGCCACUGCGGGCAGUGUAAAUGCCACGCCGGCUACGUCGGCGACAACUGCAACUGCUCCACCGAGACGGCGCCGUGCGUCGCGGACGACGGGCAGAUGUUAGCGGGGUUCGUGUGGCGUGUUGCCGAUGUUCGUGGGCGCCUUGUGUGGAUCGUCUGCGUCAAACCGCUUCUCCUCCGCUGCAGGGAGUGCAUCGAGUGUCGGCUUUUCAGCUCGGGGCGGCUCGCCGACAACCAGACCUGCCAGCGCCUGUGCAAGGAUGAGAUCAUCACGGCCGAGGCCCUCAGUGAGCCUCGCUCUAUCUCCACCGCUCACUCUAUUUCUCUCCCCAUCCAUCUCUCACGCCUCCAGGCCUCCAACCCUCUGUACAAGCAGCACGCCUCCACACAUUUAGUAGAGACAGAUUUCGACAUGUUCGGGAAGUCGUUCAACGGGGGGGUCCACUGAUCCCCGAAGGCACGGCGGGACGGUCCGGCGAACAGAUGCCCGGAGGACGGAGCGCGUUCACCAGAGAGAGCGAGAGAGAGCGAGAGAGAGAGAGAGAGAGAGAUGCCCGGUUUCUUUUGUACAAACUUUGCACCCAGCAGGAUCACUGCUGACGCACAGGGUUCUAAAAAGGAAAAGAGCACAUAUUUGUAAAGGUGGCUGUGACGACGUGGUGGUACUACUAACAUUUACUAAGCAAUAGACUUCUUACCCUCAUUUUGCACAGAGAAUAUUCAGAGGUGUGUGUGUGUGUGUGCGUGUGUGUGUGUGUGUGUGUGUGUGUGUGUGUGUUCGCUCCUGUUGCACUGUUAAACUGAAUUGUAGGAUUUCCAUCUUUGACUUUCUGAGAACGACUGAGGACAUAAAAGUUUAAAGGUUUGCUUCAUGGGUGACGUUUGGACGUUUCAACAUUUCAACGCCGACCUUCUUAACAUUGGUUUCCCCCCUCGGGUUCAUCUGCAGCACCACGGAUUCGCCAUGUCAGGCUUUUCUUUCUCUCAGAAGCUCCAAAGGUUCUGUCGCUCCAGUUCCGCUCAGUGCUCCCAUCACGGAUUGAUUAUCCGUGUGAUGGGAGGGACAGAAUAACAGUGGCCAAACAAUUAAUCGAGGAAAGCAAAGUGUCUCUAAACUACAUCAGGCUCGGGUGGGGAAAAGUGUGUGUGUGUGUGUGCGUGUUUGAGUGCCUGUAGAUUAUAUAACAUGGUGUGUGAGUGUGUGUGUGUGUGUCGUGUGUGUUGAACGGGGUCGGACGCGGCACAGUCUUACUAAAGCUCACACCUUAAACCUUUUAGGUCUUCUUCCUGUCCAGCAGUGGACGUUCUCACCUGGACGAGCACGAACAAUAAAUGUGCUUCUGUCAAAAAAGCCG